UAUUUCCUCUGCCUCCUGGUUCAAAAGCAGCGGAACUCAAAGGGGCCUGCAGCUAGCCCUGAGCUCAACUCUCACAGCUGCUACCAGAGCCCGGAAGGUCCAGGAUGAACGGCCUCCUCUUCCUCGCCACCAUCAGUCUGCUGGUUGCGGUUCAGAUACAAAUGGGAGUCUUGGGAGAUAAUAUGACCAAUGUGAAUCCUAACGUGGCCACUCCUCCUCGUCCUGCUCCUGUGACGACCAAGGAGGGAGCCCCAAAAACUUCUGUGGCCAAAAAAAACCCUCAGAAACCCCCAAAGGGUGGGGCCUCGUCACUCAUCGAUGUGGGUUCCCGCAGUUUCUUCUUCUUCGCCAACACCUUAAUGUGCCUCCUCUACCUCGGCUGAGGUGAUGAUGUUGCUUCUCCAGCCCUGUGCUCCUCAAACUGCCGCCACCAUCAGUAGCAAGAGACACCCCAACCCAGUCUUUGGAAAGUGUUAACACCAGAGAGCCCAGGAAAUGAAAACUGACAGCCAAUGGCCAGAAUGGGGCGGUGCUGGUGGAAGGGGGCAAGUGACACCCAGCUGGGGCUCAAUAAAGUUCUACUUCUGCUUAGCGGGGGCCUCCCAUGUGCUCACUGGUUACUACUGACCCCAGGAGGCACGUGUGCAGCAACAUUGGCUUUCCGUGGCCAUGUGCAGGGAAGGUGGCAGCAAGGCACUCCCCCCAGGUUCCCUAACUUAGGGUCACCUUGCAGAGACAAGGACAGGAAACUCUCUGCCACUGUUAGUUGUGUUUGCUUCACUUGGGCCUGGUACUUGGGAGUGACAGACCCAGUUCUAUCCCCCGCCCCACAUAACACCUCUCAGGCCGUCUCCCACCCCCAUGACCCAGGUGUCUUCAUAAUGACAGAUGUGGGGACAUCAUAGACCACUUGGCUCCGUUUCUCUCAAACCCCCAGCAGGAGCGCUGUAGACCCAGAAGCACCCCCGUGUCUGGGAGGGCUCAAGGAAGGGCGUCUCAUGAGUUGUUUAUCACGGGGCUAGUGGACAAGGAGGCAGGUGUUGCCACGCACACCCACAGCCAGGGAAGGCAGGAAGGACAAUCAGGCUCCUCUAAAUGCUCCUCCUGGGCUUGGAGCUGCAAAGUGACAGGGAGCCCAGACAGGUCCCCAAGACCCUUGCCUUUGUGUCUUCGCAGGAACCUAUGCCCAGAGGACUGGAAAGUGACUACAGCUCCGGGCCUCUGACAGCCUGACCUGUCCCCUAGCUAGGGACCCAGCCCCUUCUGACAGCCUGACCUGUCCCCUAGCUAGGGACCCAGCCCCAUCUGACAGCCUGACCUGUCCCCUAGCUAGGGACCCAGCCCCAUCUGACAGCCUGACCUGUCCCCUAGCUAGGGACCCAGCCCCAUCUGACAGCCUGA
Alexandromys fortis (reed vole) is the source of this 1401-nucleotide messenger RNA. Its product is annotated as CAMPATH-1 antigen-like. Gene Ontology annotation, cellular component: sperm midpiece. Bases 105 to 383 code for a protein of 92 amino acids. The transcript is spliced from 2 exons. NCBI's taxonomy places the organism in Eukaryota, Metazoa, Chordata, Mammalia, Rodentia, Cricetidae. The record is from RefSeq and is a predicted model, not a curated record. Gene Ontology annotation, biological process: positive regulation of cytosolic calcium ion concentration.